Amphibalanus amphitrite is the source of this 2343-nucleotide messenger RNA. Its product is annotated as reticulon-4-interacting protein 1 homolog, mitochondrial-like. Gene Ontology annotation, cellular component: mitochondrion. NCBI's taxonomy places the organism in Eukaryota, Metazoa, Arthropoda, Thecostraca, Balanomorpha, Balanidae. Gene Ontology annotation, molecular function: oxidoreductase activity. The transcript is spliced from 9 exons. The coding region runs from base 178 to 1401 and encodes 407 amino acids. The record is from RefSeq and is a predicted model, not a curated record.
AGAUGCACUUUUUGUUUACAUUUUGUUACGUGUUAUGCAACGCUUGAAAGGCUUGAAUGCGGUCUCACUGAUGAUCACGGUCAUAACUGAUGAUAAUUUUACACUGUUUGUUGGAUUGAGUUAAAAACCUUCAGGGGAGCGGUUUGGUAAAUUGUAACUAUAGUUGGCGACAGCACAAUGCCCCUGCUGGUGCUGGGGAGAGCUGGUGCAGCGGCCAGCCUGCGCCGCUGUCUGGUGAGCAGGCGAUCUGCCCACCGCGCCUCGGUGCCCACUGAGAUGUCCGCUUGGCAGAUCCACCGCUAUGGAGGUCCGGAAGAGCUUCAGCUGACCACCUCCCAUCGCCUGCCGACCAUCACUCAGCCCACCGAGCUGCUGAUCAAGGUUCAUGCUGCCAGCAUCAACCCCAUUGAUGUAGCCAUGCUAGGCGGGUACGGCAGCACCACCAUGAACCUGAUGCGCCAGCUGUGCGGCACCCUGGAGUUCCCUCUGACGCUGGGCAGGGACGUGUCCGGAGAGGUGGUGGCGGUCGGCGGCGGCGUCAGCCAGUUCCGGCCCGGCGACCAGGUGUGGGCGGCCGUCGGACCGCAGCGCCAGGGCACCCACGCCGAGUACGUCGCCGCCGCCGCCGGCAGCGUGUCUCUGAAGCCUCGCUCGCUGUCGCACGUCGAGGCGGCCUCCAUACCGUACGUCGCCGCCACGGCCUGGUCGGCGCUGGUGGUGACUGGCGAGCUGGUCUCGGAGGGCACCCGGCGGGACCGGCGCGUGCUGGUCUGCGGGGCCGCGGGGGGAGUGGGCUCGCUGGCGGUGCAGCUGCUCAAGGCCUGGGGCUGUCAGGUGACGGCGACGUGCGCCACUGACGCCGUCGAGCUGGUGGAGUCGCUCGGCGCGGACGUGGUGGUCGACUACACGGCUCCGGACGCUGACGAGCACCUGAAGCUGAUGCAGGGGUACGACCUGAUCCUGGACUGCAGCGGCGGGCAUGGCGAGCGGCACAUCCCGCUGAUGAAGCCGUGGACGUACGCCAAGUACGUGACUUUGUCGCCGCCGCUGCUGAAGAACAUUGACGCCGACGGACUGGUGGCCGGCGGUGUGAGGAACCUGGCCGAGCUGGUUCAGAGCAACAUCAGCAGCCACACGCAGGGCAGGAGCCACAGAUGGGCGUUUUUCAUGCCUAACGGCUGUGCGCUCAGUCAGGUCAGGGACCUGGUUGACGACGGAAAGAUCCGGCCGGUGGUGCAGCGGGUGGUGCCGUUCGAGCUGGUGCCGGACGCGUUCGUACAGCUGCAGGGCGGACACAGUCGCGGCAAGACGGUCAUCCGGGUCGUGGACGAGCCGCCCGCGCCCUCUGAGCCGCCCGAGACGGACACGGGCGCGCCCAGCAGCGACAGGAGCGGCGCCUAGUGGCUGAGUGGUGAACUGCGGGCCGCCGUGCCAGCCCUGUAAACGUGGACGUGGAGUGAACUUGUACAGCUGUAUUUGUUGUAUUUGUGCUGCUGUAGUGACUGACUUGCCUCAAAGGUGUUCGGUGUUUGGUUGAUGUCGUGUGAUAUUACGCCAGCAGCAGAUUCAACUUGCUCAUGACCUGGAACAGGCCCACAAUAAUGUAGCAAACAAUGUUUCAACACGGCUGCCAGGGCCGUGCUGCUUAGUACGCGAUUUGAAGCAGAUGUUAAGUUGAAACUCCGAAUUGCUUACGUAAUGUUUGCUAGACUUCACCGUUCUCCGAAAAUGAGUAAGCAGUUGACGGAUUUACGUUUUCAUUGGCACCAAAACAUAAUUUUUACGGCUCAUUGUGAAAGAUGGCUCACUAUGCUGAUGCUGUCGGUAUAGCAAUUAUGUCCGAAGCAUUUAUGUUUUUGUGAUAUGCUUAUUUGUAACGGAACGAUAAUUUGCUACCUCAUGCUCUGGAUUUUUUUAGCUCGCAUUUAAUGUCCACGGUCCAUUUUUUAUGGCUCAAUGGCUGCAUAUAUCAGACAGUGGUGUAUUCACCACUCUCUAAGAGUGAUGAAUGCUUCCAGGGCAAGGGGUACAGAAAUCUCCAAACACAUGUCGAUAUGACGCUGGUUAAUAUUUCUCCGGAUGUGCCGGGUGGCAGGUGCUCGUGUUGUUUGUACUGAUUCCGUGAGGAAAGCUUUUCCGGAGAAUAUUGCGGCUUCCAGAGCCUCGUUGAGUUUUGUCUUGCCAUGGAAGCUUGUGACAUCAGCCGGUGUUAGAGGGAUUUCAAAGCAUUGAAAGUCCCUGUCGUGUUUCCACCGUCUGAGUGUUUGCAGUGAAACUGUGACUGACAACUGUUGGACGGGAUGAGCGUACCUACAAGAGCUGAAUAAAUGGUGGAUGAAUAAG